UCCAUACUUUUCAAGCUCUCUAUUUCAACAAAAAGCAGAAAAAUAUUCUUGCAAAUCCCCAAGAAAGCUCUUGAAAUCAAAAGGGUUUUUUGCCUGCCCAUUCUUGGGGAGUCAUUUUUUCAGCUGAUGCUGAUACACCGAAUCCCUGUCCGUCUCAUUCUUUAAUUUCCCCGAAGCAAAUAAACAGAAGGAGAUAAUAGGUGACAUUAAUGUUCGUAAACACAAGGCACUGACCGCACUGUGUGUUGAUUUAGGCAAGGCGGGUUUGAUUAGUUGGUGGGGUUUGCAUACUAUUUUGCAAAGAAAAAAAGCACGGUGGGCAUUGCUUGAAAGUGGAUAGGGUUUAGUGGGUAUUUUCCAUUUUUUGCUAUAAACCAGCCAAGCAAGACAAAUUAAGGUAAGGGAAGGGAAAGAAAAAAAACCAAAUCUUUCAGGAGUUGUUCAGAAAGUUUCUCCCCUCAAAGAUGUUGAUUUCCUUGAUGCGGAUUGUUUCUCCCUCUUCGGAGCUAUCAAGCGGAUUCUUGGAUCCGUCUGGGUUUUUCAGGAGGAAUAAGAGUUUGAUGUGCAAUGGUAGGGUUAAGAGGGAUAAGAAACAAAGACAGAACUUAGCAUCUUUUUCGAUGGGAGGGUCGAGCUUAAAGAGAGGAGAAAAAUUGUAUGCACUCUCGAGUGCUGUGGCUCAUCCAGCCGAGGAUGUGAUGAUGUCAUCUGAGCAGAAGGUGUACGAUGUGGUGCUGAAGCAGGCUGCUUUGGUCAAGAGGAAAUUGAGAUCCAGAGACGAUGAUUCGGGGGUGAAGCCAAAUAUCGUUCUUCCAGGACAUUUGGGCCUUUUGGACGAAGCUUAUGAUCGCUGUCGUGAAAUAUGUGCAGAGUAUGCAAAGACUUUUUAUUUAGGGACCCUGUUAAUGACAUCUGAGAGAAGAAGAGCUAUUUGGGCAAUAUAUGUAUGGUGUAGGAGAACAGAUGAACUUGUUGAUGGGCCUAAUGCAUCCCAUAUAACACCGUCUGCCCUAGACAGAUGGGAGACUAGGCUGGAUGAUGUUUUUAGAGGGCGCCCGUUUGACAUGCUUGACGCUGCCCUCUCAGACACUGUCUCCAGAUUCCCCAUUGAUAUUCAGCCCUUCAGAGACAUGAUUGAAGGAAUGCGCAUGGACCUCAGGAAGUCAAGAUACAGCAACUUCGACGAGCUGUAUCUUUACUGCUAUUAUGUGGCUGGAACUGUGGGUUUGAUGAGUGUUCCUGUGAUGGGGAUUGCUCCCGAAUCGACUGCGACUACAGAGAGUGUCUACAACGCUGCUUUGGCUCUGGGCAUUGCCAACCAGCUGACUAACAUCCUCAGGGAUGUAGGCGAGGAUUCGAGACGUGGGAGGGUCUAUUUACCUCAAGAUGAACUUGCCCAAGCGGGACUUUGUGACGAUGACAUAUUUGCUGGAAAAGUUACUGAUAAGUGGAGGAACUUCAUGAAGAAGCAAAUUGAGCGAGCGAGGAAGUUCUUUGACGAGGCCGAGAGUGGAGUGACCGAUCUUAGCUCUGCCAGUAGGUGGCCGGUGUGGGCGUCGCUGCUGUUGUACCGCAAGAUAUUAGAUGAGAUUGAAGCAAAUGACUACAACAACUUCACGAGGAGGGCUUAUGUUAGCAAGCCGAAGAAACUUCUUUCAUUGCCCAUUGCAUAUGCAAAAGCACUUGUUCAACCAUCAACAACGCCUUCCCAUCUGGCAAGAACUUGAACCAGAACCAUGGAAAAUCAAUUUCAGAAGUGCUCCUCUAUCAGUAAGCUAUAUAAGAAUAUUUUCAGGUAUAAAAGUAGGCAGUACGUGGUGGACUAGUAAUAUACGGAGUAUGAUUAUGGCUUGUGCUGGGAUUAAAAGGUCUUUUCUGCUAAAGCUGGCGCUGUAAAAAUUAAUGACUCAUUGUUACUGGGUAUUUGUUUGGUCAUGUAUAAAGGGCAUGCUUAGGAUAAUGAAUUAGAGCUUGUUCUCUUCAACUUACUUACGUAGUAUUACUUAUUCUUAUUAGAAUCAUAUUAUGCCAGACUAGAUUAGAUUAAAUCACAAGUAGCUUUACUAAUAUCAGAGGCUCUACUCCAAUCCCAGUGAAUCUAUACAGAAUUCGGACGCGACUCCUCCGGGAACCAGGCAGCCUGGAAGAAGAGUACACGGUGGUCACCUGCCGGCGCAGCCUAAAAGGAUUGCUGCGUCACUUCUCUCCAUACCUUCAACGGAAGCAACCGCGAAUCCUCCCAGAUCCAGUUCAAGAGAUACAAAGCUUCGGAUCCGGGUUCGGAUCUGGUCAUCUCAAAAAAAAAUGGAUCUAAGAAGAAAUGAAAGGCGAGAUGAUACCCAUAAUUCAAUUCUUCAACUGUUAACACUGAUGAAGGCGGAGUACUUGUGAUAUCUUUACAAAAAAAUA
Molecule: messenger RNA, 2409 nt
Organism: Cuscuta campestris
Lineage: Eukaryota; Viridiplantae; Streptophyta; Magnoliopsida; Solanales; Convolvulaceae
Source: the annotation of a GenBank genome assembly